GAAGCGAAUGACAACGAGCAGUCAGUCAAAAUCAAAACUUUGAUUUUUCAAUUUUCAUUGAUAACGCGAAAUAAUGAAAUUUUCCUUUUCGCAUUCUAAUUUGUAAUACGGUCGUUUUUUAAAAAGCAUUAUAUUCUCAAAUCACCAUGGAGGAUGUUCUGGAUGAAAUAGUAUCAUCGGAAGACUUGCAAAAGUUCGAGAAAGUUUUCCACGAGCAGCUUCAUCAAGGCAACGUGACGCACAAGGCGCAGUUUGAGUACGCAUGGUGUUUGGUGCGAAGCAAAUACCCUACAGACAUACGAAAGGGUAUUCUCCUUUUAAAAGAGUUGUUUAACUCUCAUCCCGACGGCAAAAGAGACUACCUGUUCUACCUUGCUAUAGGCAAUGCCAGAAUCAAGGAGUACAACAAGGCCCUCCACUAUGUCAAGUCCUUCCUAGAAAUAGAACCGGCCAACCAACAAGUUUUGGCCUUAGAGCGUCAAAUAAACAAGCGCAUGGAGAAGGAGGGCCUGAUCGGCAUCGCGGUGGCGAGCGGCGCCGUGCUGGCCAUCGGCGGCAUCGUGGGGCUCGGGCUCGCGCUCGCCAACAGGAAAUAGCAUUUGGCCUUGCUAAUGAACGCUUUGUUGGGCGUUCAUUACCUCUUUACAAAGAAGAAGCAGAUUAAAGAGGAUUAGCAGGCGAAACUAAACGAUACCUAAAACAACUCACACAGCUUACAUAUAUUUAUUUAUGUAUGUACAAAUUCUUUGAUACAUGGUUCCAAAUUAAAAACAAAUAUGUUUGAAUACGCUUCUAGAUUUUAAAACAUUGUGUGGUUUUUGAAUAAGUAGCUUAGAGUUUUUUAAGUGUAAUACUAGCAAGUAGUUAGUGUAAUGUAAUGAUACAACAAAUAUGUACUUUAUUUAUUUAUUUAGAUUUAGGAAUUAUUGUGUAUGUAAGAAAUGAAUAUUGAGAAGAGUUAAUGUUUGUUAUUGUGAUUCCAUUAAAUAAACACUUUUGUUUUGGUUAA
Molecule: messenger RNA, 1009 nt
Organism: Trichoplusia ni (cabbage looper)
Lineage: Eukaryota; Metazoa; Arthropoda; Insecta; Lepidoptera; Noctuidae
Gene: Fis1
Product: mitochondrial fission 1 protein
Exons: 5
Coding region: 147-596 (149 amino acids)
Biological process (GO): peroxisome fission; mitochondrial fission; mitochondrial fragmentation involved in apoptotic process
Cellular component (GO): peroxisomal membrane; mitochondrial outer membrane
Molecular function (GO): protein binding
Source: RefSeq, a predicted model, not a curated record